Molecule: messenger RNA, 480 nt
Organism: Knipowitschia caucasica
Lineage: Eukaryota; Metazoa; Chordata; Actinopteri; Gobiiformes; Gobiidae
Source: the annotation of a GenBank genome assembly
AUGGAGGUGAAGGUGCGGAGGAGAAGAAAUGAGUGUCAAGAGAAAGACUUCAGACGCUUGGCCAGACAGAACAAACCCUUUAAGGACGGUCAGUACAGAGAGAGCGGCGAGGAGAGAGAGAGCGGCGAGGAGAGAGAGAACGGCGAGGAGAGAGAGAACAGCGAGGAGACAGAGAACGGCGAGGAGAGAGAGAGCGGCGAAGAGACAGAAAACGGCGAGGAGAGAGAGAUCAGCGGGGAGACAGAGAACGGCGAGGAGACAGAGAACGGCGAGGAGACAGAGAACGGCGAGGAGAGAGAGAACGGCGAGGAGAGAGAGAUCAGCGGGGAGACAGAGAACGGCGAGGAGAGAGAGAACGGCGAGGAGAGAGAGAACGGCGAGGAGACAGAGAACGGCGAGGAGACAGAGAACGGCGAGGAGCGAGAGACAACGAUUUUAUUUAUUUAUUGUUUAUUUGGUUGGCACAAUACAUGUUCAUGA